AUGUUGCCACAUCGAUCUCGAUUCCGGUCCGCCCGAGCAUCAUCCUCGGCAUCCUCGGCAUCGUCUUCGAAAUCCCACGCAUCAAGCCAAGAGGCUCCGCUUGUCGCUCGGCCUGGCCACUCCAGUGGGCACCACGCGCCGCUCCCACCCAUUGAUGAACAUUUUAUUCCUUCGCUUGCCGCCAAGGCCACGUCCGCCCAGCAGACCCAAUUGUAUGUCAAUUGGUUGAUGUCCGCGUUCCCCUGCUACUUCAAGGUCACGGAAACUAGGGUAUCCGUUAACUGGGUCCAAUAUGUCUCACAACGACGCGUGGGGAUUGACACCCCCUUUGAUUGGGCCAUCCGCAGUCUGACCACCAACUAUAUCGGCAACCUCUAUAAUGAUAAGCGCUAUUCAGACGCAGGACAUGAGCUGUAUGUUCGCUCUCUGCGUGGUCUGUCUGGUCUCCUCAACCAGGUUUCCGCCGCCAAAUCAGAUGAGGCCCUGGCCACCGCCAUAGCCCUCGCGGUUUUUGAAAUGCAUACGUGCACCACCGCAGACGGGUGGAUGCAGCAUGCAUCCGGGAUCCGCGCGCUAAUGCAACUACGCGGACCCAGAGCACACCUGCACGGGUUCGGUCGCGCCUUAUACAUUGCGUACCGCAAUACUUUGGUGACCUCGGCGCUCGUAGCAGGCGAGAAAUGUCUUCUGGAGAAGCCAGAAUGGCAAGAACUCAACCAAGAGAUUGCGGCGGACAAUGCCAAGCAGCCCGAUUCCUCGGUCUAUACUGACAUCACGGAGCGCGCUUUUCGCGAGGUUGUCAAGCUGCCGGGCUACGUGAAGCGCCUACAUGAUCUUUCGGGAGCAACUCCCAACGUGCAAAAGCAGGACCGACCCGCCUUGCUGCACGAGGUGCUCGCAGCGCGCGCCUCCCUGCGGGGCAUCCAUACCGAGUUCAGUAUGACUGCCUCUACCCUUCGAGCAGGCCAAGAGGCACAAGCCGGCUUCAUCGGACCCAUGCCAUACCAUUUCUUCGAGGGGUUCGCGUCUCUGUCGAUCCACGGCAUCCGCUCCGGGGUUCUGCUGCUCAACUAUCUUAUCAUUCUUCUUGAUCCUUUUCAGCGGCCCGCAGCAGAAGCCGAAAACCGUCUUAUCACGGAUCGCAUGCGUACCACCGAAGUCUCUCAAUCCCAUGCAAGCUCCCAUAUAGCACCAUCGCCGCUAACGCCUCCCGGGUCACCGGGUCGGUCCCGCUUGAUGAUUGAAUCAAGAAUUGGCCCGGACACGCGCGAACCUAUGACUACCGACUGGAUGGACCGUAUCGCCACCACUAUGGGUCUGGAAGGUGUGCGCGUGAGGUUGGUCGAUGAUGGGUAG
Messenger RNA from Penicillium alfredii, 1356 nucleotides. RefSeq lists its product as uncharacterized. The transcript has a single exon. The coding region runs from base 1 to 1356 and encodes 451 amino acids. NCBI's taxonomy places the organism in Eukaryota, Fungi, Ascomycota, Eurotiomycetes, Eurotiales, Aspergillaceae. The record is from RefSeq and is a predicted model, not a curated record.